AUGGGAAAUGGGUCCAGCUCAGAUUUUGCGCUGGACAAGCCGAUUUCGUCCAACAAAAGAUCAGUCUCGACGAUUGGGAAGAUCACUUCUUUCAGGCCUUCAGGACUGGAUGAUUUAAAAAGAACAACCUCUUUACGCUCGAUUCCGAUCGGCCACGAGCACGGAAAAAGGGAUGACGAUUACGCAAGCCAGUUUUUGCACAAUCUUCGCCUGUUCCGCGCGCGGCAGGUGAUGACCGACGUCACUUUCAAACUCGGCGACACGACUAUCCGAUGUCACCGGGUGGUACUUGGUGCCCUCAGCCCGAUUCUGCUCGAUAUCUUCUCGAAAAAGCAGCACAGCAUGUCCGCGGAACGAGUAGACCCAGACACUUUGGCCGCUCUAGUCGAAUUCGUGUACAAUUCUGAAGCCCAGUUUAACAACGAGUCGCUAACAAAGCUGCGCGAUGCAACGCAAAAACUCGGGAUCAGUCAAUUGUCGAAAAUGUUCGACAAGCUGAUGCACAAGUUAGACGCCAAGAAUUCGCGGAAUGACCAGGUUACUUAUGCGUACCGCUCAGGAAGUAUUCCUGGGCUGCUUUCCGGCCUCCGGCAUUUGCGAGAAAGUGGAAUUCUGACGGACAUAACCCUCAGAGCAAAGGAUGUCGACUUCUGCGCGCAUCGAGUUGUCCUGGCCGCGGCUUCCUCCGAACUCCAAGAAAUGAUCAAGAAACUGGACGAAGACAAUAACAACAACAACAAUAACGAAAGCGGAGCCAAAGGUUCCCUCAACCGCCUUCUCAUGAUCCCAAACAUCUCCUCCGCCUCCCUCAAGUGCCUUAUCCGCUACAUGUAUGGAGGCGAGCUUUCAAUCGACAGAAUCACAGUUAUUGAUUUGCUCAUCAAUGGACAGAAAUUUGGACUUACUUUUGUCGCCCAAAGUGCCGGUCGGUAUAUUGAAGAAAAUUGCAUCAGCUUGAGCAACUUCGUGACCUUGAAAAACUGGACCACACUGUACACGCAUUCGAAAAAGCUGCAUCUUGGAAGACUUCGAGGAGAAAUAAGAAGAUUCUGUGGAAUUCACCUUGCUGAAAUUUCGAAGCAAGAUUAUUUCAAGGAAUUGACGUUAGAAGACGUCAUUUGGCUAAUGCCAACUUCCACAAAUCGCCAAGAAAUGGACCUUUUCGAAGCUCUGACCGGAUGGCUACGGUACUCGGUCAACACUCGCCAGCGUCAUCUUUCUAGCGUCAUGGCGCUCAUCAAGUUCAGAAAGAUGAACACACGCGAGCUCGUGGAAGUCCAAAGCAGCGAUUUCAUCAUCGCGAAUCCAGAAUUGAAGGCGAAAAUCAUCGCCGCCAGCCGCCGCAAUAGCUCGGCGCAGGCAAACGAGCUGAAAAGCACGAUCAUCUGCGCAGGUGGCUGCGGAAAGGAUGGUUUACAAAACCAAAUCUAUUACCGCGACGAGCGCGGUUGGCACUCACUCACCUCGCUGCCUGUGCGACGCAAGAAUUUCGCUAUAUCCGUUAUUGACAGCGAUGUAUUCGUCGCUGGUGGACUGGGAAUCGACUCAUCAACGCUCGCAACAGCACAUCGAUACAAUUCUAAAGAACACAGCUGGGAAUCGCUUCCGGCAAUGAGCAAGAGACGAAGUCAUUUCUGUCUGCUCCCGCUGAAUGGUAAUCUUUACGCGAUCGGUGGGAUGACAGAUCAGUGGUCAAGUACGGACACGACGGAGGUUUACGACAUCAGGAGACAGCGCUGGAGAAAGGGCUCGGUUUUGCCCGCUGCGAGAAGUCAAUAUGGAGCCAUAGUUCUCAAACGAACUGGAGAAAUAAUGGUGACUGGUGGAGCUGGCAGUGAGUCCUCUGUGCUUCUUCUUUCCGGUGAUAUGUGGAUCAAAAGAAACUCCCUUCCACAACGUGUUGCUCCGAACCACUCCCUGGCGCAAGUUCAUAAUUCUAUUUAUUUGGUCGAUACAAAGUCCCCAACGCUUUUGCAAUACCACUCAAGCGUUGACGAGUGGACGAUUCUGAAGCCCCCACCACAACUUGGAUUUUCGUUAUGCGUGUCGUUGAGGAAUAGUCUUUUCCUGGUCGGUUCCAGGGACAGCGGAAGUGUUGCCCUGCUGACCUCGCUUGACAAGCCCUCGCAUCCCGACGGCGCCUGGAAAGCUCCAGAGCCCGUUUCAGUCCUGCCCCGCGAUAACUUCCAGCUCGCCAUCGUGAAUAUUUUAACUACCAACUAG
Molecule: messenger RNA, 2223 nt
Organism: Oikopleura dioica
Lineage: Eukaryota; Metazoa; Chordata; Appendicularia; Copelata; Oikopleuridae
Source: the annotation of a GenBank genome assembly